AUGGUAUCCAUAAAUAAAGCAACUAUAAUCGCAAAAGAAAUUGACACUGCUCGCUGUAAAGGAAAUUGGCAAGCAAUUCCUGAAUUAGCAAGACGUUAUAAAAAGCAUAACCCAAAUGACAAUGUACUCGAGCAAUCCAUUUUAGCUGAAGCUAAUUUAAACAACAUCAUUCAAACCAGUCGUGGUGAAUCUAAAGGAGAAUUUGCUCAGGACUCGCCUAAUUCUAUUAGUUUAGCAACACGUGUUGACUCUAAAUUAUUGAAACCAGUUCAGCAACAACUCGCUGCUGCCAUAAGUGAUAAAAACUCAAGCUCAGAAGUCCAAUUAUAUAAGCAGAUGGCCAAAGUCAUUCUUGCUCGAUCUUAUUUUGAAAGCGGCGACUAUCAAAGAGCAAUCGAAAUAAUCUAUGAAACAGCAUUUAAAAAGUCAGAAAUAGCUGCAGGAUAUAGUUUUGUAAUAUAUUUGCAAUUUUUAUCGAUUAAGGGCAUGACUUUGGAUUUACUCGAAAAAAAAAAGGAUGCAAUUGAAGCUUAUGAGCAAUUGGCUUCUGUGGUAAAUGAAUCUUCAAGUUUAACUGAUCGUGUGGCCGUUGAUUGGGUAGAAGAAGGCCUUUACAGGGGAAUUCUUCUUGCAUUAAGCGAUAGUUAUGAAACAAUGAAUACAGCUCAGACAAUGAAUUUGAUUAGAAUCUAUCAAAAGACUUGCUUAUCACAACCAAAUACAUGGCGUACUUAUAAACGUAUCGUCAUUGUCAAGUAUUCUCUUAAAUAUAUUUCCACUUUGUAUCGUCAAGGUCAAUAUCAACCUCCUAUUGAAUUUACAGAAACAGAGGAAGGGAAACAAACAAAAGGAGACGAAUUUGAUGAUGCAAAGAGAAUAUUUGAUCAUCAGUCAUUUAGUAUUGAAAUUAUGCAGCUUCAUACUACAUAUGAAAAACUUGUUUAUGCAAUUGCUUAUUUUCCACGAUCAGGACAGCUCAAUUCACUUGUAUUAGAUUUUGUAAAUAGAUUAGCUGAGGAUUUAGAAAUUGUAGGAAGUUCAGAAAGUGAAAUAAGAGGAUUUAUAGAAGUAUUGAAUCGAGCAGCACUUAGAACAUUCAAUUCACCUUGUAUCAUGCGUCAUUUAUUUCAUAGUUUAUAUCAAUUAGGUGAUUAUGAAGAGGCACAACAUGCCCUUCAUACUUAUCUUUAUCUGGUUGGAUUGGAAUCGAAAGCUUUAAUAGAUAUGAAAUCUACAACAAAUGCAGUAGCUUCAGAUGCCUUUGGGUACUUGACACCUGUCCCUAUUACGGAUGAAAAAGAAGAAUUGGCAUUAGAAAAGGGUGCAAAAAAAUUAGAUGGACCUGAACGUAGUCAGGAAAAAGAAUCAAUCCAAGAUCAAAUUAACGUACUCUUAGCAGCUGUCAAAAUGUAUUCUCAAGAAUUAUUAAAAGGCCCUGAUGCAGUCCAUAUGGCCGAAUUGGCAGAGCAUGUCUAUUCUGCGGCAAAUCAUGAAGAAGAUACGGAAUUUAUCCAAUUAGGUGCUCAAAUCUAUUUAGCUUUAGGUGUAGCAUUUGGAUUUUUAGCAAAUCAAACUGUGGAAUCUGACUAUCGUCCUAAAUUCCAUGAGAAGGCACUAAAAUCAUUAAAAAAAUCAUUAGCUAUGGAUGACCAAAAUUGGAAAACUUAUUAUCAGACUGCCCUUCAGCUUGCAGAAAUGCGAGAUAUAUUCCAAGCUAUACAAAUGAUCACUCGUUCACUUAAUCUUAACGCAAAACAUGUACCUUCAUGGCACCUAUUAGCAUUACUAUGUUCUUGUCCAGUGAAAGGUGAUUUAAAACAAUCACUUAAAAUUAUCGAAGUUGCUUUAGCAGAAGCCUCUCCUGCAUCAGUUUAUAAGGAGGGUUGGGUUGAUUAUACCGAUGAGGUUGCAUACUAUCUUACGCUACAUAUGACACAAAUCUUGCUUAUUGAUCAUAUUAAUGGCCCUGAAGCAGCUAUAUCAGCACAGGAAGCUCUUUUUCAAAUCUUUGGUAAGAUUGUUGUACCCGAGUUAAUUCCAGAAUCAACAAGUUCCAGUAUGUUACAUGAAGCAAUUUCAAAUGGAAAUAAUCGAUAUGGUAUGGUAUUAUCAGGAUCUUUGGGUAAUAUGAGUAUGAAUGAAAUAAACAGUAAUGGUAAUGGAACUGCUUCAAACCAUCCUGAUGUAAAGAAUGGACGAGAUCGUAGUGCAAGUAACGCAAGUAACACAAGCAACAAUUCAGCCGUAAAAAUAAGGCAGUAUCAAAUUGGCAGCCGUGCACGAUCAUUUUCUUCUUUCACGGGUCGUAAACUCCAUUUGGCAGAGAUGUUUAGUUCAAAUCGUUUGGAUAGAUCAGAUAUUAAUAGUAUUAGUUCACUUCCAAAUUUAAGUCAUACAAAAAACCACGCAAGUAAAUUAGGCUUAUUAGAUCCCAAGAAUUUGAUACGUAAACAUAAAAAAGAACCAGUUGCUGAAGAAAGAAAUACAUUAGGUAUUACAGGCGGGAUAGAAAAAAAUGGUUCCUUAACUUCUAUUCUUAGUACAGCUCCUUCUAUAAUGAGUAAUCAUACAUUAUUGCAGUCUACAAUUGUCCUUACUCGACCUACACUUCAUGCAAGACUACAGCACCAACGUUCCUGUAAGAUGUUAUGCGAUCUAUGGCUACUUUCGGCGGAAACUUAUUUAAGAUUAGGUAAAUUAGACGAAGCCCUGAAAGCUGUUACAGAGGCAGAAAAUAUAGACUGGACAACACAUUCAGGUGUUUGGUGUCUAUUGGGACGUAUUUACUUGGCUAAAAAUAUGUCUGAUAAAGCUAUCAAAGCCUUCCAAAAGGGUCUAGUUACUAAGCCUAACGAUAUUGAUUGUCGUAUUUGGUUAGCAAAGACUUAUAUAGAAAUGGGACAUCUUGAAGUAGCAGAAAGUCUUUUACAAGCUGUAACUCAAGGAAAUGGCUGGGAUUGUCCUACAGCAUGGUUUUAUCUUAGUGAAAUUUAUAAGCAAACAGAUAGAUUAAGUAAGACAAAAGAUUGUCUGUUUUACGCUCUAGAAUUAGAAAAUACGUCUCCUAUUAGACCUUUUUCAAUUUUACCUCGAUUUAUUUAG
Messenger RNA from Cokeromyces recurvatus, 3102 nucleotides. RefSeq lists its product as uncharacterized. Lineage: Eukaryota; Fungi; Mucoromycota; Mucoromycetes; Mucorales; Mucoraceae. The coding region runs from base 1 to 3102 and encodes 1033 amino acids. Gene Ontology annotation, molecular function: protein binding. The record is from RefSeq and is a predicted model, not a curated record. The transcript is spliced from 9 exons.